Candidozyma haemuli is the source of this 585-nucleotide messenger RNA. RefSeq lists its product as uncharacterized. The coding region runs from base 1 to 585 and encodes 194 amino acids. Gene Ontology annotation, molecular function: peptidyl-tRNA hydrolase activity. The transcript has a single exon. The record is from RefSeq and is a predicted model, not a curated record. NCBI's taxonomy places the organism in Eukaryota, Fungi, Ascomycota, Pichiomycetes, Serinales, Metschnikowiaceae.
AUGUCUAAUACUAUAGUCUUUUUCUCUAUAGGUAAUCCAGGCCCGCAAAACAGACACUCUGUGGGGCACUUGGUGCUCAAGCAGCUCACUGAUGCAUUUGAAACAAAGCAGUUAGUGAAAAAGGGGAAAUACUCCCUCACCAAUCUAGAUAACAUCAUGUUUGUCAAGUCAAACGCAUACAUGAACGAGUCAGGAAGGCUGCUCCGUGCUUUUUUAUCUUCUGAAAGGAUAGGAAACUGUACAAUAGUAGUUGUCUAUGAUGACUUUGAGCUAGAUCUCCCAAAAGUCCGUCUUCAAGCGUUGAAGAAGAACGAGUCUCAUAAUGGAGUCAAGUCCGUUCAAAAAGAGCUUCUAUCACUUCCACAUCAAGUAUACAAGCUUGGUGUUGGAGUCGGGCCCAAACCACAGGGCGCAUCUAAGGACGCUAUGGCCAAUUUUGUUUUAUCCGACUUUACGCUUGAACAGAAGCUGUCCAUUCCAACAGCCAUGGAAGCCGUAUAUGAGUAUGUUCACCGUAUUAUAGAAACCGACGGCGAAGUUGGAGACUGUAAUAAGUUGAACUCACUGGUGACCAAGAGUUUGUAA